Messenger RNA from Torulaspora delbrueckii, 585 nucleotides. It is a transcript of the gene NAT3, whose product is annotated as peptide alpha-N-acetyltransferase complex B subunit NAT3. Gene Ontology annotation, molecular function: protein-N-terminal amino-acid acetyltransferase activity. Gene Ontology annotation, cellular component: NatB complex. Lineage: Eukaryota; Fungi; Ascomycota; Saccharomycetes; Saccharomycetales; Saccharomycetaceae. The record is from RefSeq and is a predicted model, not a curated record. Bases 1 to 585 code for a protein of 194 amino acids. Gene Ontology annotation, biological process: N-terminal peptidyl-methionine acetylation. The transcript has a single exon.
AUGACCAGUAUUCAGCCCUUUGAAGCCACAGAUCUGUUCAAUUUGAAUGAAGUGAACCUGGAUAUACUGACAGAGAACUUUCCAUUAGAUUUUUACUUUGAAUACCUUAUCCUGUGGCCUGAACUAUUCUUCAAAAGUACCGAAUUGACUUUAAAAGAUGAUCGUCGAAAUAUUUCAGGGUAUAUGAUGGCUAAGACCGAAGGAAGAGGUCAAUUAUGGCAUUCGCAUAUAACUGCUGUUACUGUGGCCCCAACUUUUCGAAGAAUAUCGCUAGCGUCAAAACUUUGCGAAGCACUCGAGACCAUCACUGAUUCGCGACCUCAUGAAACCAAUUUCAUUGACCUCUUUGUCAAAUGUAAUAAUAGUUUGGCAGUAAAACUUUAUGAAAAGUUAGGUUAUAGUGUUUACAGACGAGUAGUUGGCUAUUACAACUCUAGUGAAGAUGGUUAUCCUUCCACACUGAAAAAUGUCGAUGAUGAUAAAGAUGCAUUCGAUAUGAGGAAAAGCAUGCCCAGAGAUCAAGGUCGUAGUGUAAGAAUCGAUGGUAGAAAGCAUAAAUGUUAUCCUCACGAUGUAAGGUUUUGA